GGCACGCCUCCAAAGUUACUCUCCGAAUUAAACCUCCCCUCUCUCUCUUUCUCUUUCCGUGUGUGUUUGUGUAUAUAUAUAUAGAGAUAUAUCACUAAGAUAGCAAGCAUUCAAGGUGUCAAAAAUGAUGAAGUUCAAGACAAAGACUAAGUUGUUCAUGAGAAGUAGCAGUAGCAGUUCAAACUCAAAGCUAAGUGGUGGUGGUUGUGGUGGUGGUAAUAGUGGAGAGGAGAUAGAGUGGGAGUUGAGGCCAGGAGGGAUGCUAGUUCAGAAGAGAGAAAGUGGCAAGGGUGGUGCAGAGAUCAUUAGGGUUAGGGUUAGGGUUUCUAUGGCUUCACUCUCACAUGAUAUCUCCAUUUCUGCCACCUCUACUUUUGGGGAGUUGAAGAUGGUGCUAUCAAUGGUGACUGGUUUAGAGGCAAGAGCCCAAAGGAUCCUAUUCAAAGGAAAAGAAAGAGAGGAUGGAGAUCAUCUACACAUGGUGGGGGUCAAGGACAAUGACAAAGUGCUCUUGUUGGAGGACCCCUGCCUUCAAAGAAAAAAAGAACCAUUUAAGUUCCAUAGAAAAAAUAAACCAAGUCAUGGCAAGCCCUUGUCAUUCAGCUGCCAUUAAAGUCUAGUUUGGACUUGGAGUAUUAAUUAAUUAAUUAAUUAAGACUUCUUUCAUUUUCUCACAUUCAUGCAUGCAUUGCAUGGCUGAGGUUAUGGUUAAUUACACAACUGACAACAAACAUGAGACUCUCUCUUUCAAUGUUUUAGGUUUGGGUUGUGAUGGUUGUUGAUAUUUAAUUAAUUUCAUGUGAGUGUGAUGUUAUGUAUGUAGAGAGAGAUUAGGUAA
Dioscorea cayenensis subsp. rotundata (Guinea yam) is the source of this 838-nucleotide messenger RNA. RefSeq names its product BAG family molecular chaperone regulator 1-like. Lineage: Eukaryota; Viridiplantae; Streptophyta; Magnoliopsida; Dioscoreales; Dioscoreaceae. The record is from RefSeq and is a predicted model, not a curated record. The coding region runs from base 125 to 613 and encodes 162 amino acids. Gene Ontology annotation, molecular function: protein binding. The transcript has 2 exons.